Messenger RNA from Cuscuta campestris, 1014 nucleotides. NCBI's taxonomy places the organism in Eukaryota, Viridiplantae, Streptophyta, Magnoliopsida, Solanales, Convolvulaceae. The record is from the annotation of a GenBank genome assembly.
CCGCGCGACCAAACCCAUUCGAUCUCUAACUCCUUCCUUUCCCCAAUCGAAGCACACCACACCAUGAAGAUGCAGAAGGCCCAGAAAUUGCUCAGAAUCUUCGGGUAUUCCGGUAAGGAUAUCGGAUCUGGAUCGCCGAUCGUGGAUUGCGCCUUCGACGAGGACUUUUCCUCUUGGGAAUUCGUGGUCCCCUCCGACGACGACGACGACGACAACGUCGCCUACUUCUUCAGCGAUGAAGACGACCUAGAAAUCGGUAUGCAAAUGGACGGAUCUUCCGGCGAAUUUCUGCUGGAACAAGACCUCUCUUCCCUGCUUGGAUCUCCUUCAGGCGUUUCCAUGGAAUCUCACUCGCCAGACCAGAUCUCCGGCCUGCUUGAUGUUGCGUCCGCUGCGCUUGAGGACUACGGUGGCGAGAGCGCGUAUGGAUCUGAGUAUGCUCCUGAAGAGGAAGACGAGGACGAUUAUGAUGAUUAUGACGUUGAUGAUGAGUUGGUUCCCUAUUGGGCUAGGGAUAAGUUCGCGAAGCAGAGGAUGAAGAAGCUGGAUAACAUGGCGCUUCUGAGGAUGAAGAAGCCGAAGAGGCUUCCCUACUACUGCAACAAGCCAGGAUCUGUGUGGAAGGUAAGGUGAUUUGACUUCAAGAGGGGCAAACCUGGUUCUAAUUGGAAGAUAAGUAUAAAUGCUAGAUUUGAAUAUUCAUAGGGUUAUGCAGUAUAUUUGGAAUUGGUUUAAUUCUGUUAACCAUGAUUGUGAUUACAUGUUCAUCUGUUCAUUCCAGACGCUUUCUAUGAUAUGCAGUGCAGUGUGUGUAUCUCUCACACACUUGGCUUCUUUAAUAGUAUCAUAAUUCUAUGUCAUGUGUCUAAUGUUGAAGUUAUGGAGUCAUGUGGGAGGCCAAAGGAGUCCCAUUAUUAUGCAUAAUUUCGUAGGUCAUGCCAAGAACACAUGAUUUGGUGUAGAACAAUAGUGGUAGUUGCCCAAACUCAUUGUAGCUAAGCAAAGGUUGGGUAU